Messenger RNA from Pieris rapae (cabbage white), 2645 nucleotides. It is a transcript of the gene Gld, whose product is annotated as glucose dehydrogenase [FAD, quinone]. The coding region runs from base 81 to 1985 and encodes 634 amino acids. Gene Ontology annotation, molecular function: flavin adenine dinucleotide binding; oxidoreductase activity, acting on CH-OH group of donors. The transcript has 11 exons. The record is from RefSeq and is a predicted model, not a curated record. Lineage: Eukaryota; Metazoa; Arthropoda; Insecta; Lepidoptera; Pieridae.
UCGGCAUUGGGCAGUAAGUGAGCAAAGCGCGAACAAUAUACACGCGUCUGAUUGCGUUGCACCCGUUCUAUACUUCAAAGAUGGCGCUAUCAUGCGACUGUCCAAUGUCGCAGCCGGGACCUACGUUAGCGGCGACCUGCGGCGGCGGCGCCUUCAUGCUGUUCAUGGGACUGCUGGAAGUGUUCCUACGCAGUCAAUGCGAUCUCGAGGACCCGUGUGGAAGGCCGCAGUUUCGUCGCGAAAUGGAUUCAGUUUAUGACUUCAUCGUGGUAGGAGGUGGAUCGGCAGGCUCCGUGCUCGCCGCGAGGCUGUCGGAGGUGCCUCACUGGAGGGUGUUAUUAUUGGAGGCAGGAUUCGACGAGCCGACGGGAACGCAGGUGCCGUCCAUGUUUCUGAAUUUCAUUGGAUCUGCCAUCGACUGGGGGUACCACACGGAACCUGAGCCGGCCGCGUGCCUUGGGGAGAAGGACCGCAAAUGUUACUGGCCCCGUGGGAAGGUGUUGGGCGGUACGUCAGUGAUGAACGGGAUGAUGUACAUGCGCGGCUCUCGACACGACUACGACGGAUGGGCGGCCGCCGGCAACGAGGGCUGGGCCUACGAUGAUGUCCUUCCCUACUUCAUCAAGUCCGAAGACAACCGACAGAUGCAUGACGUCGACGAUGGCUACCACGGCACGGGUGGCCCUCUCACAGUGGAGCAGUUCCCCUAUCAUCCGCCUCUCAGUCACAGCCUGCUUAAAGCCGGAGAGGAGCUUGGUUAUCAAGUCCGUGACUUAAACGGAGCCAUCCACACUGGGUUCAGCAUCGCUCAAACGACGCAUCGCAACGGGUCUCGAGUAAGCGUGGCGCGGGCUUUCUUGCGUCCCGCGAGGCAUCGCCCCAAUCUCCACGUGAUGCUUAACGCCACAGCGGCUCGAGUACGCAUCAACACCACCACGAGGCGCGCCUACGCUGUCGAUAUUAUCAACUCUUACGGCCGUUCCGAGACCGUCUUUGCUAAUAACGAAAUUAUACUGAGCGCGGGUGCCAUCGGGAGUCCACAACUGCUUCAGCUAAGCGGAGUUGGACCCGCGGACGUUUUAAAUCGGGCGGGAGUGGAGAUGAUCCAUGAGCUGCCUGGUGUGGGUCGCAACCUUCACAACCACGUCACGCAUUUCCUCAGCUUCUAUUUAAAAGACAACAACACCGCGCCCCUCAACUGGGCCACCGCUAUGGAGUAUCUUCUCUUCCGUGACGGGCUCAUGUCUGGCACCGGAAUAUCUGAAGUAACCGCAUUCAUCAACACAAAGUAUGCAAACCCGGAGGAAGACAACCCCGACAUCCAAAUGUUUUUCGGCGGGUUCCUCGCAGAUUGCGCCAAGACCGGGAUGUUGGGGGAGAGUAAGGGAGAAGGCGCCCGUUCCGUGCAAAUGUUUCCUGCUGUACUGCGACCAAAAAGUCGUGGCCAUCUAGAAAUCGCCAGCCCUGACCCCUUCCAGCAUCCCAAGAUUUUUGCCAAUUACUUGACCCAUCCAGAUGAUGUGAAGACACUGAUAGAGGGCAUCAAGUUCGCCAUCCGUUUGUCAGAGACCGGAGCCUUGAAAAAGUACGGAAUAAAGCUUGAUCGCACCUCAGUGAAGGGAUGUGAGAGGUAUCGCUUCGGGUGCGACGCUUACUGGGAAUGUGCGGUGCGUAUGCAGACUGGACCGGAGAACCACCAGGCAGGUUCAUGCAGAAUGGGGCCUCGUGGUGACCCACUCGCGUGCGUCGACCCGCUGUUACAGGUGCAAGGUAUCGAUCGGCUCCGCGUGGCGGAUGCUAGUGUGAUGCCGGCUGCGCCGUCAGGAAACACUAACGCGCCAACUGUCAUGAUCGCAGAACGCGCUGCAGACUUCAUAAAGCAACGCUGGCUGGGCGCGACACAAGUACCUAACCCCACGCAGGACUCAGCGGACAUCUCUAACGUGCUGAGCCCAAGCGAGAGUCGCUACCCAGGGUGGCUCUGACCAACCCGUAGUCCAGGUCAUGAGCCGUCCUUGAAUCCCCUCUCUCGAUUUAGAUUUUUACCUAUAGUUACCAUUAUUUUAAAACGUUUCCUUGUUUCCCCUAAUUUAGCGCCAUCAAUGAUCUAAUAUUUAGAACUAAGAAUAUGUUAUUUUAAAGAGUCGAAAGAUCCUAUCUAUUAUGUUUACAUAAACGAUUUUCUAUUGAAAGAUUAGGAUGAAUUAUUCUUAAAUUUUGUAUACUGUAAAGUUGUCUUAAGUUCAUCUCAGUAGUGAGUCGGCCACGUGAAACCUGUAUUUAAUAUAGUACAAAGAUUGUUGCUAUCGUUAAGGUGUUUUUUAUGAUUUUAGAUAACUAGUAAAAACUAAAAUUUAUAGUCUUUUAGAAAAAUUAAUGUUCACAGAAAUUGUCAUGUAUUUUUGAAUAGAUAGAUUGUAACUUGUACUGUAAAAAUGCAUGAUAAAAGUGGUGUACUUUAAUAAGUGCACAAUGAAAGAUGUUAACAAAUAUGGGACUAUUCUUAACCCAGGUUUCCUAUUCAGGCCGGUAAUGUUCAAAUUUAGAUAAUAAUUAAUUUAAAUUAAGAGGCGAGUUGAAACAAUCUACGACUGUUGUUAUAAUAUGUAUAAUAGGUGUCGUACAAAAUACUCAAUUUAGUUAAU